AUGGGGUUGCGUGGAUUGGCUGGAAAGGCAAGGUCUGAGGGAACUGGUGCUGCACCACCCGCUGCUGUUCCAGUGUCUUCUGAGAAGGGGGUCAUGGAUGCUCAUGACACGGGUGGGGAAUUUGAGCGUGUAAAAGAGAAGGACUCCACUAGGGAGAACCAAGGAGGAAAGAGAGGAAGGGAGAAAAUUCAUGAGGAACAGCGCCGGGAGAGGGAAAGGGAAAGAAGAUUGGAGGACAAGGAUGCUGCAAUGGGGAAGAAGAGUAACCUUACCAGAGAUAGAGAUCGUGACAUUAGUGAGAAAGUUGCUCUUGGGAUGGCGUCUACUGGAGCAGGAAGAGGAGGAGAGGUUAUGUAUGACCAGAGUGUUCAACCAAUAGAAGGGAAUGGAUUCCGGGCAUUCUCGGGCACCUCUGAUUCUGAUAAGGCUGGCCCGAGGGAUAGACCUGUGGAAUUCGAGAGAGAGGCCGAAGAAGCUGAUCCAUUUGGUCUGUACCAGUUCUUGACAGAGGUUAAGAAGGGUAAGAAAGCCAUGGAUAAGGUGGAUAGUGGAGUAACUAUGAAAGCAAUUGCUGGGUCAUCCAUGCGAGAUCUGGUAGAACUAGUAUUGCCUUUGAAAGCGGGCGUUAAAAAGUUAUGUCAGUUGAGGUCAUGGUUUGACCCCUUGAUUUACCAAUGCCUAUGUUUCUCAAUUUGUGCUGGCUGA
This is a messenger RNA of Ilex paraguariensis (yerba mate), 705 nucleotides long. The record is from the annotation of a GenBank genome assembly. Lineage: Eukaryota; Viridiplantae; Streptophyta; Magnoliopsida; Aquifoliales; Aquifoliaceae.